Messenger RNA from Mucor velutinosus, 300 nucleotides. RefSeq names its product Rab-GAP TBC domain-containing protein. Lineage: Eukaryota; Fungi; Mucoromycota; Mucoromycetes; Mucorales; Mucoraceae. The coding region runs from base 1 to 300 and encodes 99 amino acids. The record is from RefSeq and is a predicted model, not a curated record. The transcript has a single exon.
AUGUUUAACCGAUUACGAAAUGCGAAGAAAAUUUCUGUCGCGAAAUAUAUCAAAUCAUUCAUCGACGACUUGAAGAAGGAACUAGCGAAGGCACAAACUGCUGCACCAAAGGUUGGUGGAUCAAAUGCUGGUAAAUCAAAGAGAGUGAAUCAAGCGCUGGUGGAGCUGAGAUUGGCAUUGUUGAAGCCAUUGGAUCAGAAGCAGAUGUCGUUCAAGUUGGUGAUGCUGGAGUUGAUGAGACAAUUGGCGGAACGAUGGUUCAUCAAACCGGAAAGCUUCAAAGUGUAUCCCGUUCUCUGA